This is a messenger RNA of Cydia strobilella, 384 nucleotides long. It is a transcript of the gene Rpb12, whose product is annotated as DNA-directed RNA polymerases I, II, and III subunit RPABC4. Gene Ontology annotation, biological process: DNA-templated transcription. The coding region runs from base 138 to 317 and encodes 59 amino acids. The transcript is spliced from 3 exons. The record is from RefSeq and is a predicted model, not a curated record. Gene Ontology annotation, molecular function: zinc ion binding; DNA binding. Lineage: Eukaryota; Metazoa; Arthropoda; Insecta; Lepidoptera; Tortricidae. Gene Ontology annotation, cellular component: RNA polymerase I complex; RNA polymerase III complex; RNA polymerase II, core complex.
GAGACAACAUUUGAGAUGAGACAUGUGCUUAUAUUAUAAUAUCGAUAAGAUAUUGUCCGAUCCGAUCUCUUACUUUUGUGAGUUAAUUAAUUGAAUUAAAAAAAACACGACCCCAUUGUUGUUAAUUACGAAUUAUAAUGGCAGACACAUCUAACAAAGAACAAUCUGUUACCAAAGUUCCAAUGAUAUACGUUUGUGGAGAAUGCCAUAGAGAGAAUGAAAUUAAACCAAGAGACCCUAUCAGAUGUCGAGAAUGCGGAUAUCGAAUUAUGUACAAGAAGAGGACUAAAAGAUUGGUCGUAUUCGAUGCACGGUGAAGCUGAAGAUUUAAGAGUUCUGCGAUUUUAUUUACCUACUCACUAGUAAUAAAUAAAUAAUAUUCUG